CGCAACCACCGCCUUCACCGACGCCAAAAUGACCACCGCAGGACUCGGCGUGCCCGUCAAAUUGUUGCACGAGUCUCUCGGACAUAUCAUCACCGUUGAGCUCAAAACGGGACAGCUCUACCGCGGGAAAUUGGCCGAAGCGGAAGACAACUUGAACAUAUCUCUCAAGGACAUCACAGUAACAGGCAGGGAUGGUCGUGUGUCUCAACUAGAUCAAGUGUACAUCAGGGGGAGUAUGGUCCGAUUCUUUAUUGUCCCAGACAUGUUGCAGAACGCGCCAAUGUUCAAGCGUGUAGGUCCUAACGCUAUGAGAGGGCGUGGUAUUGGUACGGCGCGUGGUAGGGCAACGAUCAUGCGAGCCAAUGCUCGUCGUGGUCGUGGAGUACCCGCCGCCCGUGGUAUCCGGCGAUGAAAGGGUGUCUCUCCUCAAAAGUCUGUUAUAUAGCUGUCAUGCAGAUUGUAGUCGAUGCUUGUCUUGUUGUUCUCGCAUCAAUCGAUUCACUCAUUUUGGAGACAC
Postia placenta MAD-698-R-SB12 is the source of this 517-nucleotide messenger RNA. RefSeq lists its product as hypothetical. The transcript is spliced from 6 exons. Gene Ontology annotation, cellular component: catalytic step 2 spliceosome; commitment complex; U5 snRNP. Gene Ontology annotation, biological process: RNA processing; spliceosomal snRNP assembly. Gene Ontology annotation, molecular function: RNA binding. The coding region runs from base 29 to 412 and encodes 127 amino acids. The record is from RefSeq and is a predicted model, not a curated record. Lineage: Eukaryota; Fungi; Basidiomycota; Agaricomycetes; Polyporales; Adustoporiaceae.